Centropristis striata (black sea bass) is the source of this 1778-nucleotide messenger RNA. RefSeq lists its product as uncharacterized. The record is from RefSeq and is a predicted model, not a curated record. The transcript is spliced from 3 exons. Lineage: Eukaryota; Metazoa; Chordata; Actinopteri; Perciformes; Serranidae. Bases 92 to 736 code for a protein of 214 amino acids.
CUCCUCUUCAGUCUGCUGCUGCUGCUGGUUUCCCGUAAGUGUCAUACAGAAAAGGAAGAGAGGAGAGUAAAGAUCGACUCGCUGAGCAGCCAUGGAGCUUUUCAUCCUGAUGUUCCUGCUGUCAGCAGCAGCUGCUCAAGAGAUCUUUCACCAAACAGUUUCCCCUGGAGAUGAUGUGAUUCUGAGAUGUGAGGCUGGUGACGGCGUCAUCAAGGCUGUGGAGUGGACCAGACCUGACCUGAAGAAAAAGUACGUCCUCUUUUACAGAGAUGGACGCUCAAUAUCAACGGAGCAGCAUGAGUCCUUCAGGGACAGGGUGCAGCUGGUGGACAGACAGCCACAGGACAGAGACGUGUCUUUAAUUCUGAAGAACGUGGCGAACAACGAUGCUGGAACGUACGAGUGUCGAGUUUCUCUGAAGGCUUCAAGACGAAACAAGAGAGCCAUUAAGGGAGAGCUAUUCCAAAAAAUCCAGCUGAUUGUCAAAGACAGAGAUUCUUCUGAUGGAAUCCCAGAGGGUGGAAACUUCUCUCGUGGUAACCUCGGACUGGGGUUCGCUGUUGCUGGUGUGGUGCUGCUGGUUUCUUGCAUUGCUGGAUUUCUUUUCUGGAAACACAAACCAGCAGAGGCAGAGGAAUCCACACCACCUGCAGCUUCAUCAGACCCAGCAGGUGUUGGGCUCAUCAACAUGUCACCGUCCUCUCUGCAGCCGGCUGCUGACUCACCUCCUGUGUGAACAUGUUUCUGUGCUCUUUGAGGCUCCCAGUCCUCCUGAUCCCCCUCCUCUCUGUGGAUCACUACCUUGUCGAGGUAGAGGGCUUGUGUACUCGUUGAUUCUGGAAGCUGUGGUGUCUGGAGCAUUUGCUCCUGGUAGGGUCCCCCAUGGCAAAGUGGUCCCAGAGGAGAGUCAGACUAAAUGUGAUUCAGAUUAAAAAGAGGACUUAGAAUAUUUUACUGGGAUAAAACCAGUAACCAAAGUGUAGAAUGUUCUUCGUUAAAAUCCUUUUCACUAAGAACAUUAGUCAGUGAAACUGUACCUAAAGAAGCAGCUCUCACAGACUGACAGAUUUUUAAAGAUACAUACACAAAACAUGAUUGUAACGAGUAAAUGUGAUCAGUUUGUUCCUGGAUGUAUCAAAGAACACUGGAAACUUUUCUACACAAAGUGAUGACAGAGAGAACAGAAUGUCUUCAGGUCUUUACAUGAUUUAACUGCGUUAUUAUGUAUGUAAUGUGUGUUUCACAUCAGGGUGAUAACACAGUUUAUCAGUAUUACAGUUGCACUUUUUUUCCGGUCAUAUAAUGGCCACUUUAUAUGUGAAUAUAUCGCCAGCUGAUGCUAUAAAGGAUCUAAUCAUGUGUGACUGCAGUAGACGCAGAUCCGAACCAAAAAUCAUUCAAUGAGAAAAUAUUUAAAAUAUCACCAGACAGAAUUACUCAUACUGUCGUGUUCAGACACAGUGAUGUCUCAGGCUUUUAUGGGCUUUUAUUUUGAAGGCCUGGCUCACCGUAUCUAACAGCUUAGAAAGGUCAGACUUACAUUAUAAGUUAAAAUAAUAUCAAUAUAAAUCCUGCAGUCCAACAAGACUUUAAACUGUAUAUAUAUAACUAUACGUUUUUAUUAAUGAUUUUUGUAUUUAACCUAACAAGUGCCUGAAAGAAACAACACUAUUUGAUGAAACAUUUACUUGAAUUUUUACUGCCUUCUGCUUUUUGAUUUAAAUGAUUUUUUAUUUUUUUCACAUAAAAAUAAAUACUUUGUAUUUGUUCCAUUUGGA